AUGGAGUUUACGACAUCAAAUGAGACUGAAUUUUCCAAUGAGACCUUGUGGUCUGGACUACAAGAAAAUAACACAGAUUCUAAUGGAGACUAUUAUUUUGACUCCUAUGACCAUUUCACUGUGCAUGAAGGAAUGUUGAAAGACAACGUCCGGACUGAUGCUUAUAAAAAGGCCGGACAAUUUCCCAGUAAAAUUUUUCGAAAUCAGAGGAAAUUUCGAUUAAAUGUCUUAUAAGGAAAAAAUUUCGACUAGGAAAAAAUCAAAACUAUCACAAUGUUUGAAAUAAAGCACGCACCUAUAAAAAAAGCUAUCCUAAGAAAUCCUUAUUUGUUUGAAGACAAAAUUGUCCUUGAUAUCGGCUGUGGGACUGGAAUUCUCAGCUUUUUCGCCGUGCAGGCUGGAGCUAAGCAUGUAUAUGCAGUUGAUAAUUCCGAGAUCGCAGAACAAGCUAUAAAAAUCGUCGCAAAAAACUCUCUUAAUGACAAAAUUACAGUCCUAAAAGGAAAGAUCGAAGAAAUCGAGCUCCCUGUCUCCUCAGUCGACAUAAUAAUUUCUGAAUGAAUGGGAAUUUUUUUACUAUAUGAAGGCAUGAUAAAUUCAAUAAUUUUCGCUCGUGACAAGUGGCUAACUCCUGCCCCUCCGUAAGCGAAACAAAACUAUAAGAAAAAUCACUAUUUUUUGGGUAAAAUCCCACCUCUAUGAGCGAAAAAACUUUUUUGUUUCUCACGGAAGGAAUGAUUAAGCAAAAACGGGCUUCUUUUCCCUGAUAAAGCCAAAAUUUGGGUUGCAGGACUUGAAGACGCUAGCUGUAAAGACGAAAGAAUCGAGUUCUGAAAUGACAUUUAUGGGAUCGACAUGUCACCUAUGAGGAAAAUCGCUAUAAAAGAGCCAUCAAUUGACGUUGUCGAGGCAACUAACUUGGUCAGCACCAGCACUCCAGUAUUCGAAGUUGACCUACAAAAAUGCAAUUUAGAGCAGCUCUCGUUUAUUUCCACUUUUAGACUGCAGUUUACUAGGAAAGAUUUUAUGCACGCGAUUGUGGGCUGGUUUGAAGUUAUUUUUACACAUUGCCAUAAGGCAAUAACUUUGACCACAUCACCGAAAUGUGAGGCUACACAUUGGAAACAUACGAUUUUUUAUUUAGAGGAGUCAAUACCUGUGGAUGUUGGGGAAAUUUUGAAUGGGGCAAUAGCUGUAAGGUUCAGCUUGAGGUUUGAAAGAGGCUUAGAUAUCAAAAUAUCGGUUAAUAAAGAAGGAAAAAUGCCGAUUCAUUCAUUUCAGUAUUACAGACUAAGAUAA
Molecule: messenger RNA, 1299 nt
Organism: Blepharisma stoltei
Lineage: Eukaryota; Ciliophora; Heterotrichea; Heterotrichida; Blepharismidae
Source: the annotation of a GenBank genome assembly